AUGCCGGCCGACGAGUCCCCGAACGAUGACAACGAGCAACUGCGCCAGACGUACAACUUUGCGCCGGGUUAUCACGGCCUCAUCUACCGCGCCCAUACCACCGCUCGCGGGCACGAAAACGACGAGGCGGACGAUGCGGACGAUGCGGCCGAUGCGGAAUCUCAGGACCAUGAGAGAGGGCCGUCUCCGAAAAAGGCCAAGCUCUCCCAUGGCUCCCAAGCCCAAGUUGAUGGCCGUGCAACGGAAGAGACCAAGUACAAGAUUCAGGCUGCUCGGUGGGGUCUCGUUCCCUUCUGGACAAAGCGGCCGCCAGACUACGGUAGUCAGAUGCGAACGAUCAACUGUCGCGACGACAGCCUCAUCGAGAAUCGCGGCAUGUGGAACACCAUGAAGCAACGGAAACGCUGCGUGGUCGUGGCCGAAGGCUUCUACGAGUGGCUAAAGAAGAACAAUGGGAAGGAAAAGAUUCCUCAUUUCACAAAGCGCAAAGACGGUCAGCUCAUGUGCUUUGCGGGACUCUGGGACAUGGUCCAGUACGAAGGCAGUGAUGAGAAGCUUUACACGUACACUGUGAUUACCACAGAUUCAAAUCAGCAACUCAAAUUCCUCCACGACAGAAUGCCGGUCAUCAUGGAGCCUGGGAGCGAUGAAAUGAAGGCUUGGCUCGAUCCAGCCAAUGUCGGUUGGUCCAAAGAGCUCCAAAACAUUCUGAAGCCUUACCAAGGCGAGCUUGAGUGCUACCCCGUGGACAAAGCCGUAGGAAAGGUCGGGAAUAACAGUCCCUCCUUUGUCGUUCCCAUAGAUUCCAAGGAGAACAAGAAGAACAUUGCCAACUUCUUUGGUACUCAGAGAGCAACGGCGAAGGAUGUCGCUGCGAAGAAUGAGGCUACGAAAAUUGAUGAAGAUUCUGGAGUGGGGAUUGACAGCAAAGAGGAGCGGCAGACUACGACGAAGCUCGAAAACUCAGAAGGCAACGCACCCUUGCCGAAACCUGAAGGCGAGUCUGAAGAGGAACUAUCCCAGCGCAUCAAGAAAGAGAGUGCUGAACUUGGGGACUCUGACAUUAUCCGAGCAGCUGACGAGCAGGUCGAGAAGGGCAUCAAGAGAGAAAUCGAUGAGGUCGAGGACGAGGAUCUCAUCAAAGCGGCCGAAGGUCCAGCAAAGAAGAUCGUCAAGCUUGAAAGACCAACGCCAUCGCCGAACAAGAGCUCAUCGCCAGAUACGAAGUUGACCGGCAGCCAGAAAACACGAAGUGCGACUUCGAAUAAUUCCAUCCUGAAGUCCCCAACGAAAGGGGGCAACGCAAAGAUUACCAGCUUCUUUGGAGGGAAGUGA
Lecanosticta acicola is the source of this 1335-nucleotide messenger RNA. The record is from the annotation of a GenBank genome assembly. NCBI's taxonomy places the organism in Eukaryota, Fungi, Ascomycota, Dothideomycetes, Mycosphaerellales, Mycosphaerellaceae.